Molecule: messenger RNA, 2929 nt
Organism: Ctenopharyngodon idella (grass carp)
Lineage: Eukaryota; Metazoa; Chordata; Actinopteri; Cypriniformes; Xenocyprididae
Gene: mtbp
Product: MDM2 binding protein
Exons: 22
Coding region: 147-2693 (848 amino acids)
Biological process (GO): regulation of protein ubiquitination; protein localization to kinetochore; traversing start control point of mitotic cell cycle
Cellular component (GO): kinetochore
Source: RefSeq, a predicted model, not a curated record
UACCGACUGUAUUUUUUGGUAGCGCGCGCGUCAUCUUGAAACGUCCGUGUUGGUUGUAAACGCGCGUAAAUUUGUUUUUGUACUGGAGUCUGUCUCGUGCUGUAACAAGUUAACUUUAUUUUACAUGAACACAGCAGCAUACUGCCAUGGACAGAUACGUGCUAGUUGUUAUAAUCAACCUAGAGCCGAAGAGAGAUAGUUGUUUCAACGGGGUUGAUGAAACUAAGAAAGUGUUUGAUAACCUCAAAAAUAUUUCUGGUUCGAGUUUAACACGAGUUCCUCUAUUUCCAGCCUGCUCUCUGAGUGGUAGUCCUGCUCCACAGAGAUGGUACUUUGCCAUUCAAGCCAGUUAUGGUACAACACAGUGGUGCAGCUCAGAGUGGGAGGAACUGUGUUCCCAGCGCAGUGACAGUGAGGAAUCCGAGACGUCUGCUCUAGACAGCUGCAUCGCUGCCCUUCAGGAGCAAGAGGAACAGGGCACACUCACAGAGAACCCGUCCCAUGCAGAACUCUUUGAAGAGGCUGCUGAAGGUCUUCAUCAACUAGCAGACAAACUUCCUCAUCCAGGGAAGUCUUUGCUGGAUGUGAUUGUGCUAUGUGUGGGCGAGGAGGCGGGGUUGAAGGAUAUGUUGCCUGUGAUUGGCUCUUUGAAGCACAUGAGGGCGUGGCACUCUGCACAGAUGAUCAUGGUCACUGAACACAGUGCAGGGUGGCAGAAAGCAGCCAUGUACCUGGACGCCCGCCUGUGUUCUCCAUCAGUGAUUGACAGCUGUGUGGAUGGGAGGGAGAUCUGGAGAGGUGGACUCCAUAUUAGAGAGAAAAAGUUUGUCUCAGAGCUGAAGUUUGAGGGUUUCUGUCUGAGAGCUCAGAGGAGAAAUCACUGGAGUGACGCACUGUAUCCUCACACAGACCCACAAUGCCACACUGAUCAUAAACUACAGCAUGAGGUAUUUCAGUGUUACCAGCCUUUGUUGGAACUGAUUCAGCUGGUCAGAGUCACAGAUCUCCCGAUUCUCCUCCAUUCCAGCACAGAGUUUGAACUUGGAUUGGCUUCCAAAUCUGUCAAAGCUAAGCUACUCUUGGACCAGCUAUCCACAUUGCGUGGAGAGGUGGGAGCUUUGUUUUCUCUGUCCUGCGUGAUAAGCACUGAGACUUUCCCAGCAGCCUCCCAGCUCAGCUCCUGUAAAUGGAGAGACUUCAUGUCCAAACGUCCCAAGGACUUACCUGUGCCUGAUGUGGAGGUAAAAGGUGAGAGAGGCCACUACCUCUUCUUGGUGCAGGGGGCGGAGUCUGGAGGCUGCACAGCACGAAUGAUACACACGGCCAAUCAGAUCAAUGGAGCCGCUGCCCUGGCAACUAUUAAUGCCCUCAUCAGGGAAAAAGUUCCGCCUUCCUCAGGGAGCAGCACUGCUGACUGGCUGCGGUCCCUGCCAUAUCUCCGUGGAGAGCAGUUCUUGCAGAGGGAGAGAAAGCUGGCCAAGGUGCAGACCCUGGUCCUCAAGGAAUGCUGCCGGCGACGAGUGGAGGUCCAGAAGCCUGCCGCCUUUCCUGUAAAUGAAUUGAAGGCUUUGCUGAGUCUGGCCAGAGAGCAGUACCUUCAGAUGCACGACGCCACACUGCCUAGAGCCACUGAUCACAUGUGCCUGGAGAAGGAGAACCAAACUUCAUCUUCUAACAGAAGCGGUGUGAAACAUUCUUCUCACACAGAAUGGCCAGAGAGGAGCGUCCUACAAAACUACGAGAACAUACAGAGAGUCCGACAAAGGUCCAGGUGCAGACUGUUCAGCAGUGGUUCCUCUGAGAGUCUGAUGGGGCCUAAAGAUAGCCAGAGGGGUAGUUCUACACUGCUGGAUGCCAGAGAGCUGCUCAAACACUUCACCCCUGAUGGACUGCCUAGCGGAGAACUACAGCCGCUGCCAGUGCUUAGAGGUGAGCAUGCAUUUCAGUUGUCUCCUGACCUCACACCCAGGAAGGUGACCGAGCUCACGUUCUCAAAGGCCGCCAGAUCCCACUACCACGGAAUAGAGUUCUGUCUGGAUGAGUGUAAGGCUCUUGAGCGAGACCGUGGCUUUGUGAAGCUGCAGUCUCGUCUAAUAAGAUAUGAGACCCAGAGUACAUGCUGUAAGGAGCCCUGCCCUGUGCCGUUCACCCUCAGCCCUGCACCCUCCCCAGCUGUGCUGUCUGAACCGGGCAGUGUGCCCGACGGUGAAGCUCUGCACAGUGAGCCACCCCGCCUCAAACGCCGCUCCCGCGAAAUAGACCUCCAGCAACACAAGAGGUUUUGUAAAUCGGAGAGCUCUGAAUCUCUGGGCGCAGGUGGCACUCACCCUGCAGUGGGGGCUCUACGGCAGCAUGCGGCCCACUCCCGCUCCAGCUCAGGUCUGGCCAGACGCUCUGCUUCUGUUGCCGACCCCUCACCCAGUCAAAAACCCACCCAGACCCAGACCGAGUCCCGCUCCCAGAAACACAACAGGAUGCUGAGGGAGGUGGUUGCUAAGACGCUCAAUAAACACGGGAUCAGCAGCAAGCACAAGUGCUUUGAAGCCUGCAGUCAAAGACUGUUUGACAUAUCAAAGUUUUAUCUGAAGGAUCUGAAAACCUCACGGGGCCUUCAUGAGGAAAUGAAGAAAGCAGCCAGUAACAAUGUCAAACAGGUGAUUGAUUGGGUUGUGGAGAAAUCUUCUAAAAGAUGAACAGAAUCAUUUUCAGUCUGAAUCGUUGAAGGUAAACCUGCAGUAGGACGUCAUAAGAACAACAUGAUGCUACAAAAUAAAUAGAAAAAGCUUGUAGAAAAGAGCUAAUACUACAGAACUUCUCACAGCAUUAAUCAUGGAACUGUUCCAGACAGGCAUGUACAUAAUUGUUUGUUUUUUAUGUAUUUGUGAUAAUCAUAGAUUUUAAUGUAUUAAAAAUGUUUUAUUUGGUUUUA